Ziziphus jujuba (common jujube) is the source of this 2149-nucleotide messenger RNA. RefSeq lists its product as uncharacterized. The record is from RefSeq and is a predicted model, not a curated record. NCBI's taxonomy places the organism in Eukaryota, Viridiplantae, Streptophyta, Magnoliopsida, Rosales, Rhamnaceae. The coding region runs from base 267 to 1907 and encodes 546 amino acids. The transcript has 4 exons.
AUUGGGACAAGAGGGUUAGUUAAGUUGCACAAAGUAUAUUAUAAGAAAAGUUUUAUCUUGACUUAAGAAGAAAGUGAGAAAUGGUCUAGUGACUUACUAACCAGAAUUUAGUAAACCAGACUAAAUUCACACCCUUUCGUGGAUAUUUCUUUGACAGCCUCCCAAGCUCGUAUAUACUACUAAACAUAGAGUUUUUACUCUCUCUAGCAGACUAGAGCUUUCCAAAUGAAUUGGUAAAAUUCAUGGAGGAGGAAUGAGUUUUCGGAAUGGCUUUCUUAGCAUCCUGCUGGUUUAUUACUGAAACUUUUAUCAUUCCUGAUGGAUUUAGGAAGUGGUUUUGCUUAAGCUUCUUUAUCCAUCCAUUUUUUCUUUUUGUUUGCCAGGUUUUUCUCUGGCUCAAAUUGCUAAAGGAAUGGCUUUUAUUUUUAGUAUUAUAUCCUCUAAGAAUCACUUUUAUCUUCGGUUUGUAUAUUUUAGGCAUUGUUAGAAAUUGGUUUAUCUAUUUCUUGUCAAUGGUUAGAUUGAGAAAAGAUCAUGACCAUGAAGCAGGAGUUGAGAAAUUUGAAAACCUGCAAAUAUGUAACUACAGUCAGAUUGCUGGUUUUCCUCAAAUACUGUCUAUCUUUUCACCUGUAGAAACCAAGAUGGAAAUACUUGCAAUUCAAAGUGGGGUGUUUCAAGAGGAGAAAGAUGAUUGUGCAGAAGAUUCAGUUAGCCAUGAGGAUGAAGAUAUGGAAGAACCUGUGAUCUAUCAUGAUGAAGAUACAGACGAGAUGGAAUACUUGCUUUGCUAUUCCAGUCCAUCCACAGAAUAUGAAAGUUCAACUAAAUGUCUACCUGCUUGUAGCUCUGAAUCCUAUGAUUCACAACAUGAUCAAGAAUUAUAUAUGGAUGACUCUACUCCAUCAGUCUACACCUCCAGUUUGCAAAUCAUGAAAUCGGAAGCAGUUGCUGCAGAAGAUAAGGAUGAAUUGGACGCAUUCUACAAGAAGUACACCGAAAGAAUGAGAUGGUUUGACAUGCUCAAUUAUGACAGAACUUGUGGAACAAGUGCAAUCCUAAACAAGCAAUUGGGAGCUCCUAGUUGGUUCGAGAGCAGCGAGCCUCAAAAUUCUGUUGUUCCUUAUAUCUCAUGGAGCAAAAAUGAUAGAAGAAAACUUUUGAGAAGUUUAGACAGUGACUUUGAAAUGGUUUAUGUGGCUCAGUCAUGCUUGUCAUGGGAAGCCCUUCAUCAUCAAUACACGAAAGCCAAGGCUCUUGAAUCCUCUGCCUCUCAAAGUAAUAAAUUCGAUAAGAAUGUCGCAGCUGAAUUCCAGAAGUUUCAAGUGCUUUUAGAAAGGUUUAUGGAAGAUGAAAAGCCUGAGGACAAAAGGGUAUGGAAUUAUGUCCAACGGAGAUUUUCUUUCAGGGGUCUUCUCCAAGUUCCAGAGGUUUCAGUUGAAGAUUCUCUGGAGGAGGACAAAGAAGAAACAAUAAAUAUAAAAGAAGUCUUGAAGUCCAUAGAAGAAUGCGUACAUGCUUUUUGUUUGUUUGUGAAAACAGAUAACAAGAGGUCUUGGUGGAAAGUUAGAAGUUCCUUAUGGACUUAUCCACCAGUGGAAGAUCCAAGAGAUUUGGAGCUUCUUGCUGAUCUUACCAAGAGACUCCAAAAGAAAAAGAUAGGGCUGAAGAAUUUAGAAGGGAAGAAGAGGUGUCUGUUCAAGAGAAUAGUAAACCCUGUGGAAGAAUCCCAAAGAAAGGAGAUGCUAUUCGCUAUGACAGACAUGAAGCUGGUGUCAAGGGUACUCCAAAUGGUUAUGGUGUCCUCCUCCCAACUCAAAUGGUGCCAAGAAAAGCUUGACAAUGUCCAGUUCAUCGAUGGAAAAGUAGUGAGGGCACCCAUCAGUUCCCUAUUCCCACCUUCUUGAUGUUUGAUUUUUAACCAAAAUCAAGAAAUCCAAUAAUGAAUUCUCAAUUAAGCUGGUUGUAUGACUUAUUGCAAGUGGGAAUAUGAUAGAUAAAUGAGAGAAUCUUAGUUUCAUCCAUGGAUGUAUAUAGAUCUGCAGAAAUACAUUGUUAUGCUUUUUGCUAGGAUCAUUUUUAUUUUUAUGUAUCUAGUAAGCAAGUGUGACUUUAAAGUUGAAUGCAAGUGUUAUGCCUGUCCCACUCA